GCUUUAACUGCGACCUCGUUGUCACGGCAACGUUGUUAACGAAUGGAGCGCGUGUCAAAUGAGGGCAAAAGUUACCUGAGCUGUUUAGCAUCCACAGACUUUAGUCGACAAGUUAGUGGGCAGUUGUCGGAUAACUAGGUGAGCUUCCAUGUCGACACAGUCAUGUAGUGGUAGAAGAACACACUGGGAUAAUUACAUCACUUAAACAGACCGUCAACACGUUGCUAGCAAACAAUGCUAGUAUGCUUAGCUGAAUGGACCAAGCAGCAAUGUCAAGUAAUAACCUACCACCAGUGAGACAUUUACCACAGUGGACACGAGUGGGGCGCCUCGAGAAGCCUGCCCCUCCACGGCGGUUACCUCCAGGCCAACUACCCCCGCUGCCUGUUGCUCCGCCGGUGGACAGCGACAGAGGAGAGGGGAGAGCUAGAGAGAAGUCCUCCUGUCACAGCAACAUGGACCCCCGCGUCGCGUCAAUGCAGAGAAACAUCCAGUUCCUUCAACAACAACACAAGGACACUCUCGACAAGCUGCAUGCAGAGAUAGAGUAUCUCAGACGGGAGAAUAAAGAGCUGCAGUAUAAGCUGAUAAUGGAGCCCCCGAUGACGGGUAGAAAAGGAACUCGCAGUCGAAGAGGCAUCAGACCCCCUACUCAGGGAAGUGACGCCCGUAUGGGACUCUACCUGGAGGAGCCACUGCAAGACCUGCGAUCUUCACAGGACCAAGACCUAAGCUUAGGAGAUAGCGCCGACGGUCUGACAACUGCCAGAACGGACCAUGGUCCAGAAGUGAAAGGGGGCCUCAUUACCUCAUUACAACCUCUACGAAUUCACAGCGGUCCCUCCCAUCCACCUCGUGCCCCCACACUACAAGAGUGUGAGGUCAUCAUACGGCAGCUCUACAAUGCGAACAGUCUACAGUCUCAGGAAAUAAUGCGUGUGAAGGCGUUGCUGAGAGAUAUUGUUCUGAGCAAGAAGAUCACCCCAGAAAACUACAUCCUGACCAAGACCUACCUUGUUGAUGGCACCAGGAAAUCUUAUGAAGAAAAAAGACUACCAAAACUUGGUCUUCAAACAUUACCAGAAAAAGUGUCUGGACCCUCUCAGUCUGGCGUGGUCCUGCCAGCCCUCAAACCGAGCCUCAGCACCACUAUUGCAGAGAGACAGAGGAGGACCCGUGCUGUGCAGAGGGACCGCCUCAAAAGGACAGUGCACUGACAGGAUGAAUACUGCCAAUGCACUUACUAAAUCCAUCUCAGGACUUUUGCUUUUCAAGGCUAUUCUGAAAAAAAACAAACAGAAAAACUCCACUCUAAGGUGACUUUUUAAGUUACGGAUAUCCAAAUAAAACAUUUAUGUUUCUUAAGACGUCUAUAAUUGGUAAGUUUUGCACAAACAAAAAAAACAACCUACAAACUAAAUGCUAGCUUCAUACAGUGAGUGGGAAAUGUAUUUAAUUUAUUUUUGUUACCAGAUAAUGCAUUUAAGGAUAUUUGAACCAUUAAAGGUUGUUACUGUAGAGACAUUUGA
Notolabrus celidotus (New Zealand spotty) is the source of this 1529-nucleotide messenger RNA. RefSeq lists its product as uncharacterized. Lineage: Eukaryota; Metazoa; Chordata; Actinopteri; Labriformes; Labridae. The transcript has 7 exons. The record is from RefSeq and is a predicted model, not a curated record. The coding region runs from base 255 to 1217 and encodes 320 amino acids.